GCUCAGUUGGUAACGGGAUAUCGAAUAGAGUGCACGUGCAAAGCGGUUAAAUGCGCUCGAGACGCGAGCGUCCUGUGACAAAUGUAGGUCUAUGUGAAUGUGUUUGUGGGUGAAAAUGGAAAAUAAGUGAUUUUAAGUUUGCUUUUUUAUAUGGUGAACACAAAUUAGGCAAAUAGUAACACACCAACGAAAUUGAGCGCUACGAACACCCCCUAAAGGCAGAUUUAUGCUGCAGCAGCUCGUUUCAAUAGCACAAAACAUAGUCUACAUAUAGGCGCAUAAAUAUUAUGAAACAUAAUGCAUAGGAGCAUUUAUGCAGAUAAAUAGUUGAUUUGGCAGAAUCUCAGAGCAUUGCGGCUGCUGUGCAUUUCCCCGAAAGCCAGUCGCAAAAUAGAGCAUAAAUCACUUUUAGAUCACAGUUCAAGUGUUGAAUGAGUACAUGCAAACAAGCGAUACGCCGUAACAAUGGAUGGCGAGCCGAUGUCAUUCACCACUCUGGCGCUGCUGCUGCUGUUGAUGAUAGCAUUCGUAAUGUUUGCCUGCCAUUGUUUGGGACCGCGUGCAAAUACGUGGAUGCGUUCGAAUAAAGAAGAGAAGAUAGGACUAUCGAAAAAUAAGCUAUUUCAUGCGAAUGGUUACAUGAUCCAUUCGGGCUCGGAAUUUUUGCUCAGCAAUAGCGGUAGCUUUAAGCGUUUUGACACCAUCGACAAGGACGACUACCGACAGUCGGGCCAACAGCCAACUCAGCAUGCAACCACACCGCUUUGGAACCUCGCUGGCGAGGGGGAGGUAGACUCCAACAUACCGCCACAACCAUUGCGACCAGCGCCAGCACCGGGCACUCAGCCGCCCGCAAGUGCCGGACAUAUAAAGACAGUGACAUUUUCUUUUCAACAAAUCAAUGAGACCACGCCGAACCAUGAAACAGGCUCAUAUGGACGCAGCAACGGUGGAGAUACGCCAUACAAGCGUUCUUCGAUGAAAUGCACGAAUGCGGCCAUACCGAAAAAGCUUGAUGCGCCCCCGCCACCACGGCUGUCGGCCUCAUCGUCGACAUUGAGCGCCAGCGCCAUACCACGACCGGUGGCCAAGAGGCAAGUUUCAUUACAAAAUGUCGGAAAUGGUGCCGCGGUCAUGGGUAGACAUAUGAUGGAAACAAUCACAACUGCAACUACAAUACAGGAAACUGAAGCUUUAUCCUCAACAAAUACAACAACAACGACACAAGCAAACACAAAUGACCAAUACAAUCACAAUCAUCCGAAGACGUUGAAGCGACGUAAUUCCAGCACAAAUCCCUUUCUAUGUGAAUCCGCUGAGAGCUUACCGGAAUCAAACACUGCCUUGCAACAACAACAAUCAAUACAAUGCUACACAAACGGAGGCAUGCAAAAUAUUGCCAACAACAAUAGCAACAAUUUAAACGGACACAUUAGUAACGGCUGCAGCGAAGCUCCAUCACCAACAACAACAAACAUAAAUGGCUCGUGUAAUCCCUUCUACAGCGAGUCAGCGCCUCGCGAAACAGACAUGAUAGCGGUUGACACCAACAACACAACCCCCACAGCAUUAAGCGCGAAAUCACUACAACAACAAUUUCAAGAAUUUCGUAAUCGCUCCUUUUCAACCGACCAGGCGUCGGCGGAAGACUCCGAACUCAAGUCACUUUCAAAUGGACUGCGGCGACUAACACAAAACUCCACCAAUCCCUUCGCUGGCUUGACUCAGCGCGUACAAAAGGGGCCACACAUGCUACAGAAAACCAUUUCCGAGGACUUUCUCUUCCGCAAACUCGGUGUAAAUGCAGGUGCGGCCCAUAACGCGCAGACAACAGCGCAUGGCACACCGAACACGAGUGGCAAUGGCAAUACCACCUGGACCUUUGGCCGUUCACUGUUGCGUCAAGAUUCCCUAAUGAGCCUUGGCCGACGCAAUAGCUCACAAUGUUCGCUCGAUUCGACGACCUGUGGUUCGAUGGAGGGCAUCAACUUAGAGCGGGCCAUCUCAUGUGACUCGGUGAACUCGGACACCUCAUCGGUGUUUGUGGGCGAAUUGGAUCAACCGUAUACACAGAUAACCGGCUACCUGUGUGUCGGCUUGCAAUAUGACAAAAAUUCCAUUAACGACGAGGGCAUGGAGCUCACUGUUAUGGUGCUGGAGGCAAAAGGGCUAAUUUGUCCUUUUAACGUCGAGUCGUUAGACACUUUUGUGCGCAUUUAUCUUGUGCCAGACGAGGCAGCAGCAAUGCAGACGAAGGUUUUCAAAGGCUCCGUCACGCCCAGCUACAAUGAAACAUUCAAUUUUUGGCUAAAGAAGCAACAGGGUCGCCACUCUCUCUGGUUCCAUUUGUAUCACAGUGGUGAUACGCACACGCUAAUCGGCGAAGCAGAAAUGGAAAUUGGCGAAAUGCCACGCCCCGUCACGACAUGGAUACCGCUAACCGAUUCGCGCAAAUGCAAUGCACAAUGGGGUGAACUAAUGUUCUCGCUGAGCUAUUUGCCAACAGCGGAACGUCUUACGAUUGUUGUGGUGAAGGCGAGGAAUUUAAAAAUGGAAAUAAAGGAAGGCGGCACCAAGGUGACCGCACCGCAACAGGUUCAAAGCGUUUUCGUGAAGGUUUACCUGAUGAACAACGAAAAGAAAGUGCUGAAGAAGCGUACUUCACUCAAACGUCGAGAACGCAGUCCCAUCUUCAAUGAGUCGGUGAUUUUCAGUGUGCCACCAACAAGCCUCACCACUGUUCAGUUACGUCUCACCGUUUUCGGUGUGACUGAAGCUGAAGAUGGUGGACCGCGUAUUACGCCGUUGGGUCAUGUGAUAGCAGGCGCCUGUACAACCGGUAAGGGGCUACGACAUUGGCACCAAAUGCUCUCUUCGCUACGUAAACCGGUAGCCAUGUGGCAUGUAUUGCGACGCGCCUCCUACCAACCGAUCUUUACCGGUGGCGCCGAAGCAGUCGUAGCAGCCAUGCAGAGCACAGCCUUACGUGCCAAGCGCAACAGUAUUAUCUAAUUAUUUUCUGAGGAAAAAUCAAAUAUUUUUAUUGGGGAAAAAUCUUGUUGAUUGCAAGUUAACGCCACUUUUUAGCAGACCUCAAUUGCGUUAAGACUUAUCCUGUUACUCACAAGAGAAAACCAAAUAAAAUCACUGUAGCUCACCCUCUCCUCCACUCUUUUUACGCGCACAAUUUGUCCAAUCAAACUGGUUGCCCUUGAAUGCAUACUUUUAGGCAUAUAACCCCAAGUAAGACUUGCAAUUCAGUAUUUUAUAUUACUUUUCUACCUUUUUUAUACUUAAUAACGUCUUUUUACUCAGCGACUUGUCUACUAAAUGAAGAAACAUACUCUUUCUCUCUGUCCCCUUUCUCAAUCACUUCACUAAUAACUCUCUAUAUAUACAUUAUAACUAAUAUGUAGUACGUAGUACAUAUGUGGUUUUCCGCACAAUAUUCCUACUAUGGAUCCAGCACUCAACCAAAAUAUAUACUCAUAUUUGUCAACUAACCUACUAUUUAACACACACACAAUAUCACACCUAGUCCAGAAGCGCAACUUAUACCUUAGAAUCGAAUGUGAAUUCAAAAUAAAGUAUAUAGCAUUGCAUUGUAUUUACAUGUAUACAUACAUAUAUAUAAUAUAUAUCCUUAGCAAAUGCACUCGGGUUUGUAGCUAAACUAUAAAUAUAAAAAUCAACCAAAGUAUAUUAUAUCAUACAAAAUGCUAAUGUAUUAAUGUACAAUGAGUAUGUAAAUUUGUAAGUACUCUAAAAAAUAAUAAUAUACAUAAGUAUUUAUAACACUGUGCGACAAUUGAAGGAAGCGAACCUGUAUAUCUGUUGUAAAGGGAAGAAGAGCGAGGAAUAAUAGAUGCUUAAUCGAACUUCUUCACCCAGUUUGGUUUUUGUUUGAAAUGAUAAAAUUACUUCUGCGAAUGACUAAUGCCAAUGAUAUUUCAUACUGUUUUUGACAUGAAAAUCCUUGGUGUCUUGUGAGCAAGCAAAGUUGUGAUGAUCAUUUUUCAAAAUCUACAGAAAACAAUAAAAAUGUUAACUUCCCGUUCUUUUUAAAUGGCAGCAAUAUUCUAUAUUGGUCAGAUAUCGGCGGUUCCAACAAAUGAGCAGCUUCUUCGGGAAAACGGGCGUUUGCCAAAUUUGAGAUCGAUAGGUCAAAAACUGAGGGACUAGUUCGCAUAUAUACAGACGGAGGGACACGCGGAGAUGGCUAAGCCGCUUCAGCUCGUCUCGCUGAUAAUUUAUAUUUCUUAUACCAUGUUUAAGUUAUAAACAUAAUAUUCGGUCAACAGUUGGUAAAUGGUAACCGAAACGGUCCCAAAUUAAUGGUCACCCUGACAGCAAUUCUCGAAAUUAAUUUGGGAAUUUUUUCAUCCGAAGAACAACAAAACUUCGGAGUUAGAACUUCCGCAAUUGUGUUAGCUCAUGGUUAUGAAAUUUCCAAGUAACGAGAGGUUUACUGUGGAUUUAUUCCCAACUAACAAGAUACAUAAAUUCAAUUCCCUAUCUGUAGAUAACAUAGACAUAAUCUGCUCUACUGAGAGUUGCUAAUUUUUUAUAGUGAAUUUUUCAUGUCAGCAAACCGUAGACUUGACUUUUUAAUUUUCAAACAUUUAGCUCUUAGCUUCAUCCCAAACCAUUUUUAUUAAAGAAUACAUUUACUCUUCAAUAUCCGUUUUGGAUCAUUACGACAUCGGUGUAGAAUAUUAAAAUCAAAUCAAUAUACGAUAAACCAUCCUAAUACAAUAGUUAUACGAAGUAAUCAAGUUGGGUAAAUUUUUAUUGAACAUAAGUUGUGAAGACAUAUUAAAGAAAGUCUUUUUGAUAUCAAAACUAACCUCAAAAGAGCAAUGUUUUACAUUUUUCCGAUACCCAACGAGUAUACAUUCUUGGCAAGCUUAAUUUGCCAACAUAAAUUUGUCACACAGUGUUGUGGUUAAAGGCAAACAUCGAUUGUUGAAUGGGUAAUAAAAAACCUUCGGGAAGUUAAAUAUAUAAUAUACUAAAGCAAAUAAUUUUUAUGUAAAUAAAUUGUUGAAAAAAAAAUGAAUAGUUAAACAAAACAAAAACAAAAACUAAACUAGUGGCAAUCAAAAUAAGGAUAAAUUAAUGAAUUAUUAAUAUUGAAUUUGUUUCGAGAAUAUAAAUGAAAACAAAUCUAAAUAGCUUUGUGAUUAUAAAGUCCGAAAAAAUAAAUUAUAUAACCGCUUAGGGGAAAAAAGGAAGGUAAAAGAAUGAAGUACGAUAAGUAUUAAAAAAAUGCAAAUUUAUUGCUUAUCCAUUAUGCUGUGGCUGGGAUUGAUAUUAACCACCUUAUGGGAUUAUAUCCACUUGCAAGUCAGUAUUAUUUAAUAAAUAAAUAACAAUAAAGGUAAUUUACAUAAUUCAAUGUGCUUUAACAAUCGGCGAUUUGUUUAAAAAAUUUUGGUUCCCUUUACACCCGUAGCCCAUCUCCAGGAGGAUCUCCGAAAAAAGAUCUAUGGCAGUGCGGAACAUUUUUGUUUAAUUUAAAACCAUCUCAAAUCUAAAAUCCAAAAAAAUAAAUGUAAAAUCAUUAUCGAAUAUUUUAUUACUUCGUUUAUUACUUAGAAAAUAUAUCUAAGAAGGUUCUGUGAAAAUUUCAACUCGAUCGGUCCAGCUGUUUGGAAAAAACAUUCCUCACACACUCUUAAAAAAAAAACAUUUCGAGAAAAACAUGUUUAAAGUUUUUGGAGCCGAUAAGCUCGAAACACUUCGUCGGCUAUGAAGAUUUUUGUGUAUCACAAAAGACCAGCGUUCACACACAUUUUUUUAUAUUAUUGUGAAACACAUUCUACACAUUCAAUCAUUAAAACUGCUUAAGGGAUAGUAAUACAAAAAAAACAGAAAGCAAAGGACGGAGUAAUAGUUUUUCAUCGAGAUAGCUACUUAAAGAGUUCAACAUUUUUUGUACCAUUUUUACAUCAGCUGAAAGAAGACGAACACAUUAAACCCCCAUUAAUAUUAUCCUAAACAAACAUUUCAAAGGAUAGAACUAUCUUUUGGGGGUAGUGUUGAUGGCGAACAGACCGAAAAGUUUUUAAAUUUAGUAAGAAGGAACAAAGGAACAAUGUAGGGAUAAUCACAGGGCAACUACUUCUAAGAUCAGACAUUUUGUCAAAUCCACAGAGUUGCUGAUCACAGCUUCAUUGGUUACUAUUUGGGUGCAUAAUAGACUUAAUGAUUGCUUAAGGUUGGCCGCGAGCGAUUCGGCAUUCCAGUGUCUCUUCUUUUCAACCACCAAUACGAACUAUUUAUGGUGAAAAAGCAGCCUAACCUCAUUUAGUUGACCCGUUUUUGAUAGCGCUUCACUAGAGGCCUUUAUCCGCUCACUUUUGUCUUAAAGUUGUAGUUGGGUUUAUGUCAUUCAAAACCAAUCGUAAAAUCUAGAUUAAGUCUAAAUAUUAGUUGAAAUUAUACCCCGCUUAACAAUUUCGAUUUGUCGCAUGUUUUUGUGGCAAUAAAACUAGAAAUUAAAAAAACGAAGAAAUUAGAAACUAAAAUGUUUCAGGAAGGCACUAUAUUUUAUGAGAAAUGUUGAAAUUAUCUCAAACUCUUUAUAGAAAGGCAUAUUCGAUGUUUUUUGCGCUUAAAUUUAUUAAAAUCAUUUUAUAAUAUUCACUUAAUAAUAGAUAAGCAAUUAAUUUGCAUAAUAAAUAUACAAAAAUUCUAAAAUUACUGUAAAACAUGUGCAUUCUUCAAAUAUACAAUUUCACAAACAUACAUAGUUGAAAAGCAUACUACAAAUUAGCCAACACUUGAAAAAAUUUACUUUUUAAAUACUUCGCAAAUACUCUUACUUACAUACAUAAAUACAUGUAUACAUACGUACUUACAUACAAAAAAAAAUUGCAUUUGCGCCUCUUAAAGAAAAAUUUUGUUCUGAAAUUGUGAUAAGCAAACUCGAAAGGAUGAUAUCCUUUUCAAUAUUUAUUUGCGAACUUUAAAUAAACUAUUAUAUGAUAAAAUAAUACUUAAAAAAAACGAAUAUAAUUCAGUCCAAACUCAUUUUUGAAACUCAGUUAUAGAAAAAAACGACAGAAAUUUAUUUAAUUGUGCAAAAUCUUUUAAAUAUGUUUGCGUGGCCUACACAGAAUUUCAAAGAAGUUAUUGUAAUUUUUUUUUUCGAACGAAUCUCAUCUAAAAUGGACAAUAAAAGACAUUUCCAGAGCCACCAACCAUUAAACAAAUAAUUGAAAUUUUGAAAUAAUAAAUAUAUAUGUGCGCCAAAAACCACCAUGAUAGUUCAAAACGUCUUCACCUAAUGUACAGUGGCACAAAGUGAGCAAAUAAUGAACGAAAAUUUAAAUUGAAUUGCCCUUCGAAUACGAGUAUGCACAAAACAAACGCAAAAUUACGAUUGUAGAAGUCGGAAACGAGUAUAAAUACUAUUUGACGCAGUAGACUCUUCAAUGAAAUUAAGUCCAAAAAGUUGUCUUCUCUUCAAAUUCACUUCCAUUUGAGCGUUUAACAUUAUACAUAUUUACAAGCACAUAUUCAUUUCAAAGAAACCGAUAACAAUAGUGAAAUGCAUAUAUGUAUAUUAAAGUUUGUACUAGAUUUUUAUGAAAUGUUAACGUAUGAAAAUAAUUAUACUUGCAAUAGUUGAAAUAAAGUUUAUAUUAGCGUUGUUUAGUUUUUAAAACAAACAUUUUCAUAUUUACAUUUAUUGAGUAUAAUGUAUGGUAUUAUAUGAGAAAUUGUUGAUUAAAUUGAGAUACAUAUAUACAUACAUACAGAAAUACAUAAAUAAAUACGAACAGAUAAAUU
Bactrocera oleae (olive fruit fly) is the source of this 7797-nucleotide messenger RNA. It is a transcript of the gene Syt12, whose product is annotated as Synaptotagmin 12. Gene Ontology annotation, cellular component: exocytic vesicle; plasma membrane. The record is from RefSeq and is a predicted model, not a curated record. Gene Ontology annotation, biological process: cellular response to calcium ion; regulation of calcium ion-dependent exocytosis; calcium-ion regulated exocytosis. Lineage: Eukaryota; Metazoa; Arthropoda; Insecta; Diptera; Tephritidae. Gene Ontology annotation, molecular function: calcium-dependent phospholipid binding; clathrin binding; phosphatidylserine binding.